GGGCGGGGGAGGGAGGCGGCAUGGCCAGCGACUUCUACCUGCGCUACUACGUGGGCCACAAGGGCAAGUUUGGCCACGAGUUCCUGGAGUUCGAGUUCCGGCCGGACGGGAAGUUGAGAUACGCCAACAACAGUAAUUACAAAAACGAUGUCAUGAUCAGAAAAGAGGCUUAUGUACACAAGAGUGUGAUGGAGGAACUGAAAAGAAUAAUUGAUGACAGUGAGAUCACAAAAGAAGACGAUGCCCUGUGGCCUCCCCCAGACAGAGUCGGCCGGCAGGAACUGGAGAUCGUCAUUGGCGACGAACACAUUUCCUUCACCACGUCUAAAAUCGGCUCCCUUAUUGACGUGAAUCAGUCCAAGGAUCCCGAAGGCUUACGGGUAUUCUACUACCUGGUUCAGGACCUCAAGUGUUUGGUGUUCAGUCUCAUUGGAUUACACUUCAAGAUCAAGCCCAUUUAGAUUGUUGGCUUCGAAGCUGGGUGUGGGAGGCUUUUAUGUUUAUCAAGAACUUUUUUUUUUUUUUUAACACUCUGUACUUGAACUCAUUUGCUCCCAUGGCGUCAACUACCAUCUCUCUGCAGAUGAUACCCAUAUCUACAUCUCCUCCUCCGACUUCUCUCCAAGCUUGCAUCUGCCACCUGUCAUCUGGGGGUGGGUUCUUUUGGGAAUUGGUGCAGCGAGAGAGAGAAUGGGGACAGAAAGUCUGAGUUUUCAUACAAAUUUUAUUCCUCGAGGUAAACUGAAUUAUUUAAUUAUUUGCAAUGCAGUGAAUUGAACUUCCCUUUUGGGAGGAAUAUACUUAUGUGUUUCUCGCCUGUGGCAAGGCAGAUAUAGAUAUCAUACAUAAGCACUUCCCACCUGGGAAGAAUCCAGUGCCCUUCCAGCCCCACGAGGGUUCAAGCAGGACACUCACCCAUCCCACGCCUCUUCCCUCUGUGUAGGCAGAGCAGGCACCCCACGCUCUGGGCAAGAGGUGACAUGAGGCCAGCUGCUCCAAGUCUCCAUCUGCUACGCAGAAGGUCAGAGGCCACAGGUAUUUGUUACCUGUCCUCUUAGGCCCUUCCAACCUCAGUUUAUCCAAUCUCCACCCUGUGCACCUCCCCCAGUCCAAACGCCUCAUACCUAAUUUAAUUGGCCCAAGGGCGAGGGACCCCUUCAGUGUUCUCUGUAUUCCUGGCUUGGGCUGUCAAUCUAGCAGUUUUGGUAAAGGGCCGGGGGGCAGUCUCCCACCCCCACCUUCCCCAUUUCGCCUCGCUGGCUCGGGCAGUCACGAGAUAACAUUUGACUCUGAGAUGGUGAGUACCCCAUUCACCUUGGGACAUGCCAUCCGGGCCCUCCUGACAACCCUCCGCCCACACACACAAGUUCCAUGGUGGCAGAGCCGCACCGGAAGCCCGGCCUUGUGGUGCUGUCCCUCCCCUGACCACACGGUCCUAUGUUCUUCCCAGGCGCCAAGGAACCAGGAAAGCAGGUCCAUGGGUCGGGGCAGAGGAUGGGCCCUAGCCCAUGGCCAGGGGCAACAGGAGGAGGCACUCUUAAAUCGUGCGAGCAUGAGGUAUCGAGGCAGGGGAGAGUGGUCGAUGGACCACUAUGGUUUUGAGGCACUGUGCACUGAGGUAUAGGGCGGGGGUAGCUGAAGUGCCUGCUGCUUGCAGACGGAGCUGUGCAACAUCUGUACACAGACCAAAUCCCCCCCACCCCCUCCCUCGGGCUAAAAGCAAAAGUCUUUGCAACCCGCAGAAUGGGGAGCUUCCCCAGUUCUCAAAGGCCUCAAAACCAGUCCCAAGCUCCUCCUGCAGCGUGGGCUUCUCAUCUAAACCGCAUGGUACGUUGUCAGAAGCGGUCAUGUCCACGUCUCCAGAAUUGCCCGGAUGAAGGUGCCAAAGGGUGGCAAGAGGCACCGGUCACGGUGAACCAAGUGGUCCUGUGGAAAGAGGUCCCCCUCCCUGAUGUCACAUCUUGGUUAAGACUGAAGACAGGCUCUCCAGGAGGCAGUUCAGCCAUGAUCCCUUUUGCUGGACCCUUCUGGAAAUCAAUGUGUCCCAAAUGGACGAGAACCUAGGAACAUACAAUCCUAACCCCAGAAUUGUGAGGAAGUGAUCAGCAGCAUCAACACAAAUGAUGAAGUUUGAUAUAACACCCUUUUCCCAAUAAUUAAGAAUUUUUUAUUCUUAGAAAUUAUAACAAUUUAACAAUUAUUUCCCAUUAUCAUCCUUCUGUUGCUUUCCAAAUCCUUGGGUUCUGAUACCUAAAGCUUCUCAGUCCCUUAAAAGGAAACAACUGCAAAGACAAAGUAGUCAUCCAGGCCCUUUCCUUUUAUAUAUGUAUGAUACAUAGAAACAUUCAUGUUUCUAGUCCCUUUAGCCAAGCUUUAGUAGAGACAACAUGCAGAACAAAAGACCAAUGUAACAAGCAAGGAUGAACAAAUAAACCCCUUUUUUAAAAGUU
Ornithorhynchus anatinus (platypus) is the source of this 2450-nucleotide messenger RNA. RefSeq names its product protein mago nashi homolog. The record is from RefSeq and is a predicted model, not a curated record. The transcript is spliced from 5 exons. The coding region runs from base 21 to 461 and encodes 146 amino acids. Gene Ontology annotation, biological process: RNA splicing. Gene Ontology annotation, cellular component: catalytic step 2 spliceosome; exon-exon junction complex; nucleus. NCBI's taxonomy places the organism in Eukaryota, Metazoa, Chordata, Mammalia, Monotremata, Ornithorhynchidae.